Hippocampus zosterae (dwarf seahorse) is the source of this 3274-nucleotide messenger RNA. It is a transcript of the gene mthfr, whose product is annotated as methylenetetrahydrofolate reductase (NAD(P)H). Gene Ontology annotation, cellular component: cytosol. The record is from RefSeq and is a predicted model, not a curated record. NCBI's taxonomy places the organism in Eukaryota, Metazoa, Chordata, Actinopteri, Syngnathiformes, Syngnathidae. The transcript has 12 exons. Gene Ontology annotation, molecular function: methylenetetrahydrofolate reductase [NAD(P)H] activity; FAD binding. Gene Ontology annotation, biological process: tetrahydrofolate interconversion. Bases 616 to 2598 code for a protein of 660 amino acids.
GUUUUUUCAGAUUUCAUUGAAUUUUUUUUUUUACUUAAGAAGUUGUUGGUUUUCAAGUUAUUCUCGGGACCGACAUCAACAUAAUUUUCUAAAUAAAGCAGUGAAUGGGUAAUAUCAUUCUUUUCUGAAUUGGUUUCUCAUUGGCAUUUAUGAUCGACCCCUGGUUCUUGUUCCUCCAUGCCGCUGAUUUCCCCUGUUUUUUUCCCCCACAUGAAAAGAUCCUAAGAUUUCAAUAAUUCAAAAUCCCAACCACAGUUGACCUUUUUUGCCAUAUUACUGGUAACAUAUUUUCUGCUGCGGUUUAAGAUAAUAUAAGAAAACCUUUAUUUGUCCCACAAUGGAGAAAUUCCCACUUUAUAGCAGCAAAGUAACCAGCCUAUUUUGAGGAAGAAUGUAGAAGAAGGUACUGAGAUAUUCUAAUAUAUUCUCAAGUGUUUGGAGUAAAAGUGAAAAGUAGUCAGGUAAAUUAAAUACUCAAGGAGAGUGCAGCUAUAGUACCUACCUACCUAUAGUACCUACUUGAGUACAGUUACAAAUAUGUGGACUUCUUUGUUAAUCCGAAUAAUACUUCCCACUCCUGAAAACAGUCAAAUGACAAACUAGCAAUUUCCCGUUAUGGUGAACCAGGUUCAGCAAGGCGAUGGCAGCUGCCAGUCAUGUAAGAGUGACUCCAGUGGGAUGGGCACCAGCGGCGGGGAGAGCUCCAAGGAGAGCUCCCGAUGUUCCACGCCAGUGCUGGACUCAGAUCGUUCAGACAGGCUGCGAGACAAGAUGAGGAGGAGGAUCGAGUCCGGGGACCACUGGUUCUCUCUGGAAUUCUUUCCCCCUCGAACGGCCCCAGGUGCGGUGAAUCUCAUCUCGAGAUUUGACCGUAUGGGCUCCGGCGGGCCACUCUUCAUUGACAUAACAUGGCAUCCCGCUGGAGAUCCGGGUUCCGACAAGGAAACGUCGUCCAUGAUGAUUGCCAGCACAGCAGUCAACUAUUGUGGCCUGGAGAGCAUCCUCCACCUCACCUGCUGCAACCAAAACAAAGACAAGAUCACUGCCUAUCUGGCCAAAGCGAAGCACCUGGGCCUGAAAAACAUCAUGGCUCUCAGAGGAGACCCAGUGGGUGCAGACUGGGAGGAAGAGGAAGGUUGCUUCAACUAUGCCAUUGACCUGGUGAAACACAUCCGAUCAGAGUUCGAUGACUACUUUGACAUAUGUGUCGCAGGUUAUCCCACUGGCCACCCUGAGGCAGAAAGCUAUGAGGAAGAUCUGCGACAUCUGAAGGAGAAGGUGGAUGCCGGAGCCAACUUUGUAAUCACGCAGUUGUUCUUCAGGGCGGAAACGUACCUUAAAUUUCUUGAUGACUGUCGGGCAGUUGGGAUCACGUGUCCCAUCCUUCCUGGCAUCUUCCCUAUUCAGGGCUACCAGUCUCUGCGUCAGCUUGUCAAGCUUUCAAAGUUGGAGGUGCCGGAGGAGAUCAUGGAAGUCAUUGAGCCCAUCAAAGACAAUGAUGCGGCUAUUCGGAACUAUGGAAUCCAACUAGCGGUGGAGAUGUGCAGAGUGUUGCUGCAAAGUGGCAAAGUACCCGGUUUGCACUUCUACACUCUCAAUCGAGAAGUCGCCACCCUGGAAGUCCUCCGGCAGCUCAGCCUGUGGGUGGAGGACCCGAGACGGCCUCUUCCUUGGGCAGUGAGUGCACAUCCCAAGCGAAAGGUCGAGGACGUGCGACCCAUCUUCUGGGCAUCCAGGCCCAAGAGCUACAUCUACAGAACCCAGGAGUGGGAUGAGUUCCCAAAUGGCAGAUGGGGUAACUCCUCAUCUCCAGCUUUUGGUGAGUUGAAUGAUUACUACUUGUUCUACUUGAAGAGCAAGUCAUCCAAAGAAGACUUGCUAAAGAUGUGGGGAGAGGAGCUGAAGAAUGAGGCGAGUGUCUAUGAGGUUUUUACCUCCUACAUCACAGCUCAGCCAAAUCGAAGCGGACACAAGGUGAUAUGCUUGCCUUGGAAUGAUGAGCCUCUGGCCCAGGAAACCAACCUACUGAAGGACGAACUGGAGAAAGUGAAUAGACGAGGCGUGCUAACUAUCAACUCUCAGCCCAACAUCAACGGCAAACCCUCCACCGAUCCAAUAGUGGGCUGGGGCCCUCCCGGAGGCUACGUCUUUCAGAAAGCCUAUCUGGAGUUCUUCACCUCCAGCGAAAAUGUGUCUGCUCUCCUCGAAGUACUGAAAAAGUAUGAACCCCGUGUCAACUACCACAUUGUGAACGUGCGCGGACGUAACCUGACCAACGCCCCGGACAUGCAACCUAAUGCCGUCACGUGGGGGAUAUUCCCAGGCAGGGAGAUUGUUCAGCCCACCAUUGUGGACCCGGUCAGCUUUAUGUUCUGGAAGGAUGAGGCUUUUGCCUUGUGGAUCGAGCAAUGGGCCAAACUGUACGAAGACGAGUCGCCUUCUCGGAUGAUCAUCAAAUACAUUCAUGACAAUUACUUUUUGGUGAAUCUGGUGGACAAUGACUUCCCACUGGACAACUGCCUGUGGCAGGUGAUCGAUGACAUGUUUGAACAGCUGGAUGCUUCUUCACAGUCACCACUCCAUGAAGUGUCAUCAUAGCUUGAUGAUGAUUUUUAUGGUAUUUAGUUUUAAAUGAAAGGAUAAAAAAGCACCCCUAAGCUAUUUUGGAAUGCAGCUAUUAAGAAAAAAAAAAGUUUACCUGACAAUAUAUAUAUUUUUAAAUUUCUUUUGUACUUUUAGGAUUUUGGCCAGAAAUGCAGGAAAUGAAAAUCUUUUCGGCAUUUUCAAUUACCGUUACUCCAUGUUACUCUGACUGUUUGUUUUUAGUUGUUUUCUUUGACAGUUACUAUUUACUGAGCACAGAUUUUUAACUGCACCUUUGAAAUCAUUGUCAAUUGCGUUUGUCCGAUUUUGUUGUUGUUGUUGUUUUUUUUAAUGUUAAGACUCAAGUGAGUCAACAUGUGUUACAUAUGAAUUUGGAAACAUUUUUCAAAGUUUUAGUUUAGCCUUUUCUCCAAAUAAUAAAUAGUUGUGUGGGUGCGUGCGUGUGUGUGUUAACCCAUUUAAUCCCAAAUUUUCCCAGACAUUUAAAAGUCAAAAUCAGGUGUAUCCGGGUAGCCCUUCUAAAUAAUCAGUAAUAAAAAAAUUUCAAGCUCUGUAAAUGAAAUCAUGGUUGUCCUUCACAAAUGGGACCGGUGGGAUUAAAUGGGUUAAUCUGUAUCUAUGCACUUUGCAACGGCAGAAUAAACACAGGAGAGUCGGUGGAUUAACUUUA